This is a messenger RNA of Panicum virgatum (switchgrass), 1223 nucleotides long. Its product is annotated as myb-related protein Zm38-like. Lineage: Eukaryota; Viridiplantae; Streptophyta; Magnoliopsida; Poales; Poaceae. The record is from RefSeq and is a predicted model, not a curated record. The transcript has a single exon. The coding region runs from base 69 to 839 and encodes 256 amino acids.
CCGCUCCUUCUCCAGGGAUACCCAACCACCACCCAAUCGCCGCCACCACCACCACAGAGCAGAGAGCCAUGGGGCGGUCGCCGUGCUGCGAGAAGGCGCACACGAACAAGGGCGCCUGGACCAAGGAGGAGGACGACCGCCUCGUCGCCUACAUCCGGGCGCACGGCGAGGGGUGCUGGCGCUCCCUCCCCAAGGCCGCGGGCCUGCUGCGCUGCGGCAAGAGCUGCCGCCUGCGCUGGAUCAACUACCUCCGCCCGGACCUCAAGCGCGGCAACUUCACCGCCGACGAGGACGACCUCAUCGUCAAGCUCCACAGCCUCCUCGGCAACAAGUGGUCGCUCAUCGCCGCGCGCCUCCCCGGCCGCACCGACAACGAGAUCAAGAACUACUGGAACACGCACAUCAAGCGCAAGCUCCUCAGCCGCGGCAUCGACCCCGUCACACACCGCCCCAUCGCCGACGCAGCCAGAAACGUCACCAUCUCCUUCCAGCCCGACGCGCCGUCGCAGCAGCAGCUCAGCGACGAAGCCGAGGCGCCGCCGCCGCCGCCGCCGCAGCAGCAGCAGCAGCUCAAGCCGCCGCCCAGGUGCCCCGACCUCAAUCUCGACCUCUGCAUCAGCCCGCCCUGCCACAAGGAAGAAGAGGACCAGGAGCUCGUCAAGCCCGCCGCCGUCAAGCGCGAGAUGCUGCAGGCCGGCCACGGCACUCUAGGACUCUGCUUCGGCUGCAGCCUGGGCCUCCAGAAGGGCGCCGCCGGGUGCACCUGCAGCAGCAACAGCCACUUCCUGGGGCUCAGGGUCGGCAUGCUCCUCGACUUCAGAGGCCUCGAGAUGAAGUGAAACCACCCCAGCGAAAUCAACAAUCUCGUUUGUUUGUUGGGCUGUUCUUUCUUGUUUGAUAGGCAUGCGGAAGUUGGUUAGCAGUUUGUAGGAGGGUUUUUCUAGUUGUAGUGCAGCAGAGGAUGCGAAGCAGAGCGAAGACGGGUGAGGUCGUGAGGAGGAUUUGUGGCUCCUGUCCUCCUCCCUGCUCUCUUCUCAUUCCAUUUUGUGUAAAUUACUGGCUGGCUUAAAGCCAGGAAAAGUUAUAUGGUAUACUCUGAUGCUAGGUAACCUUAGGUCCAUGUAAAUGUUCAGUCCCAAGGUUGUUUCUCUCAAGAGCAAAGGCUAGAUUCUCUGCUUUGUCAAGACUUGUGUUACGAGAGUUAAUGAGAUUGCUUUGUUUCA